GACACGCGGUCCAAGGAUAUAAAAAGCGGAAGGUCGAGUUCGAAUUAAAGAAAACAACGGAGAAGGGUGAAAGACAGGCAACGAAUGAGCCGUGAUAUCGCGUAGUGGUAGUGUCUUUAGAAGAAAUUAUCUUAUCGCAUCUUCGCCAUGAGGAUAACAGUGUCCAUCUUCUUGCUCCUGGGACUCCUUCUCUGCGUUCAGGGUGAACUUAUCGGUACCAAGGAGGAGGAUGAAAGUUUCCUGACCUGCGUGUUAGAGGAUAAUUCCGUGGGAUGUCUAAGUACGAGGCUAGGGAGGAACCUGGAUCAAAUCGAGAUGCAAGUGACCGGGAAGAAGAGCGAAACACCGAUGAGUGCGGUUAUCGAGCAGGCCGGCAAUUUCAUGGCCGAAGUCAUCGACGACGUGCAAAAUCCCGGAAGAUCGGAGGAAGUCGCGGAAACCGCAGAUGCCGGUGACCAAGAGGAAGCACGUGGCAAGAAAUACGGAAAGAAAAAAAAGAAGCAGUUGCAGAGACUCCUCGGUUUGAUCAUGCUGUUCAAGGCUAAACUCGGUCUCCUACUUCAAUUGAUCUCAACGCACUUCCAACUCAAGUUCUUCUUCAUCGCUAUCAUCACCUUGAUCCUCAACGUUGUCAAGUUUUGGAUGGAUCUGAAAAAGUCUCAUCCGUCCAAGGUCAUCUAUUACGAACACGCUCAACAUCAACACCAUUACGAUCACGAUGAUCACGAUCCUAGUUACUGGGGACGAUCCUCCAACGAUCCUACUGCUCAAAAUCUCGCUUAUUCCUCCUAUGCUCCACAAAAUCCAUAGAGGCUCGAGCUGGAAAAAUCAAACUCCAUCUACCCAGUGACGAAAAAGAAAAAGGAAAAACAAAGGAAAGAAAAAGAUAGUAGCACCGAGAACAAGGUGGCAGAAAAAUCUGUCGCUACGAUUGUUCUCUUCGUGCUCGGGUUUCUAAAUAAUUACUAGAGAAACCGUUGAUCGUUGUCUGACAAGAGAUUAACACGUAGUCGCGUAAUCUAUAUUUAAUCUUAUAUUUAUAUCAAAUUAUUUAUUUUUCUAUUUAUAUUAAAACAGAAAUGCUAUGACCCGUUAAUGCGCGUAUUAUUUAGGAAAAUUAUCGCGUCUCCUCGUUCAUGCACCUUUCCCCAAGUCGCAAA
Bombus pascuorum is the source of this 1160-nucleotide messenger RNA. RefSeq lists its product as uncharacterized. NCBI's taxonomy places the organism in Eukaryota, Metazoa, Arthropoda, Insecta, Hymenoptera, Apidae. The record is from RefSeq and is a predicted model, not a curated record. The transcript has 2 exons. Bases 148 to 810 code for a protein of 220 amino acids.